This is a messenger RNA of Selaginella moellendorffii, 2699 nucleotides long. RefSeq names its product pentatricopeptide repeat-containing protein At2g13600-like. Bases 152 to 2635 code for a protein of 827 amino acids. NCBI's taxonomy places the organism in Eukaryota, Viridiplantae, Streptophyta, Lycopodiopsida, Selaginellales, Selaginellaceae. The record is from RefSeq and is a predicted model, not a curated record. Gene Ontology annotation, biological process: RNA modification. The transcript is spliced from 2 exons. Gene Ontology annotation, molecular function: RNA binding; protein binding.
GGAUGGAGCAUGCGGUGUUUGAGGCGUGGCAUCGGCGCGAGGGCACUGCAUUCUGAGCUCCAGUGACCUCGAUCGCGGCAAGAAUCUUCACAAUGAUGCCGUCGCGGCGGGCUAUGGCUCCAAUCUCGUUGUUGCCAGCAGCCUGGUCAGCAUGUACUCGCGAUGCGGCAGCGUCGCGGAUGCACACAGGGUCUUUGACGCCAUGCCUUGCCGCAAUGUGGUGGCCUGGACGGCGCUCAUGGCCGGGUAUCUGGAAUCCAGCAGCAGCAAGGAUUUUGAUUCGAGCGGCAGUGUCAGUGACAGAGAUUUGGGGUCGCGAUUGGUCAAGGCAGCUCAGAUCUUCGAAAGAUUUCCACAGUAUGACGUCGUGACUUGGAACUCGCUGCUGCUGGGAUACGUUGAAAAUGGAAGAGGGGAUUUGGCGCUGGAUUUGUUCCAGAGCAUGGAAGUCCGCGGCUUGCGUCCCAAUGCGGGGACUUUCAUGGGAGCAAUCAAGGCGUGCUCUGCCAUCGCGGACUGUGAAGAGAGCACGAUUGUCAUCGGCAGUGGAAAAGUCAAGCUCGGUGCUUUGGAGAAAGGGAUGAUGGUUCACUCUCGAGCGACGAGGAUCCAGGGUGACUCUCUGGAUGUGUUCGUGGAGAACACCCUGGUGGAUAUGUAUGCCAAGUGUGGAAGCUUGGUGGAUUCUCGGGGGGCUUUCGACAGGAUGGAGUUUCACACGGUCGUGUCGUGGAAUGCUUUGCUGCUGGGAUAUGCCGAGAAUGGAGAGGGGGAGAUUGCUCUCGAGCUGUUUGAGCGUGUGAGCUGCGAGAAGAAUGCUCUCACUUUCGUUGCUGCGGUCAAGGCCUGCUCCGGCCUUGCGGCGAGAGAAGACCAAAGGCAGGUUGACGGGAGGCUCGUCAAGGUGGUGGCUCUUGAGCGAGGCACGAGAGUACACGCUCAAGCAUCCAGUAUCGAUGAUCCGGAGGCUGUGCUCGCCAACACGCUGGUGGAUUUCUACUCCAAGUGUGGGAGCAUGACGGAUGCUCGAAGAGUCUUCGACAGCAUGGAGUGUCAAAAGGCCGUGGCGUGGAACGCUCUCAUGUUUGGCUACUGCGAGUAUGGAGACGCAGGGACCGUGUUGGAGCUUUUCAACCGCAUGAAAACUUCCAGGGACUGUGCUCCGACCUCUCGAUCGUACGUUGCCGCCUUGAAGGCUUGCACCAGCGUCGCAGGAAAAGAAGUCGCCAGAAAAAUCGACGGGAGGGCCGUGAAGCUGGCAAGUUUGGAGAAAGGCAUGGCUUUGCAUGCUGGAGCUGUGGAGAAAGGCCAUACGGCGGACUGCUUCGUGACAAUCACGCUGAUAGACAUGUACGCGAACUGUGGGAGCCUGGUGGACGCCCGCAGCGUGUUUGACAGGAUGCCUUCUCGGAGUGUCGUGGCAUGGACUGCUUUGCUCAUGGGAUACGCAGAGAGUGGGGAGGAGGGACUGGCUUUGGAUCUUUUGACAACGAUGAAGGACGAAGGCUUCGAGCCGGACACACUAACUUUUGUCGCAGCGGCGAAAGCUUGCAUCGGCGUGGCUGCCAAGGAAGAAGGAAGACAGGUUGACGGGAAGCUCGUGAAAGUUUUCGCUCUGGACAAAGGCAGGACUCUUCACUCACAGGCAGCGAAGUUGGGGUGCGACACGGACGUGUUUUUGGCCAGCACCUUUGUCGACGUUUUCGCGAGAUGUGGGAGCAUGGUGGACGCUCGCCGAGUCUUCGACGCCAUGCCUUUCCACAGUAUGGUGUCGUGGAACUCGAUGCUCCUGGGGUACAUCGAGGCAAGGGAAGAGGCCAAAGCCGUGGAGGCGUUUGGCAGCAUGAGACAGGAGGAGAGCUUCUCGCUGAGCUCGCAGAACCUGGUCGCCGUGCUCAAGGCGUGUGGAAGCUCGGUGGCCUUUCGAUUCGGCAAGGCCGUCCACAGCGAUGCUUGCCGGUGGGGGCACGAGACGGAGGCUCUCCUGGCUACGUGCUUUGUGGACGUCUACGGCAAGUGCGGCAGCAUGGUGGACGCUCACACCACUUUCGACUCGCUGGGCAGCGUCGAUCUGGUGGCCUGGACGGCACUGAUAGCAGGAUAUAGCAGGCUGGGUGACACGAGCAGCGUGUUUCGGCUCUUCCACAGCAUGCAAGACGAGGGGCUUGGAGCAAACCGGGUGACUUUCAUCUGCGUUCUCAUCGCGUGUAGUCACGCCGGGCUUGUAGACGAGGGGAGGAGGUACUUCCAGGCGAUGAGCUCCAAGUAUGGUGUCACUCCCGGCGUGGAGCACUACCACUGCAUGGUGGACAUGCUGGGGCGAGCGAAUGCUCUGGACGAGGCAGUGGAGCUGCUGGAAGCGAUGCCGUUUGAGGCGAGUGCGGUGGCGUGGAAGACGGUGCUCGGGGCGUGCCAGAAGUGGAAGAACUUGAGAGUUGCGAAGAUGGCUUUCGAGGCCUUGAUGAGCAGAGGUGGCGGGAGCGAUGGCGCGGUGUUUCGAUUGAUGGGGAACGUCUAUGCGGCAGCAGGGAUGUGGGAGGAGAAAGCAAAGCUGGAAGAAAGAUUGUCGAGCUCUGAUCCCUCGAGUGAUCUUCGCGUGGUUUUGUCAGGCAGUGAUCUUACAUCGUUGACUUGAGAGCUUAAAGAACUAUAGCUUCAUGUCCUUUAUAACUUGUAUACAAUGUGAUGGUCUCAAGCGA